GCCCCAAGCUCCGCCCCUCGUCGCCGGCCCCGCUCCCUUCCCGCUCGCUCCGUCAGAAGCCGGCCGUCUCGCUCUCUGUCCACAGACCGGUGAUAGACAGUCGUCGGUCGUUCCACCCGAGAGCACCGGUCUCCUGUCACCAUGAACCUCGAUAUCCAGUGUGAGUGCCUGAGUGACACACAGUGGAAGGAGCUCCUGCCCCAGAUGCAGCAGGUUGAGGUCAUCAGGCUGGAUGACUGCGGCCUCACGGAGGUCCGGUGCGAGGACAUCAGCUCUGCCCUCCAGGCCAACCCCUCGCUGACGGAGCUCAGCCUGCACAACAGUGGGCUGGGCGACGCCGGACUGCGCCGGUUGCUGCAGGCCCUGCAGGGCCCCGCCCGCAAGAUCCGCAAGCUGAGCCUCCAGAACUGCUCCCUGACGGCGGCCGGCUGCACGGCUCUGCCCGGAGCAUUGCGAUCGCUGCCCUCCCUGCUCGAGCUGCAUCUCAGUGACAACACCCUGGACGAGGCGGGGCUGCGGCUGCUCUGUGAGGGGCUCCGGGACCCCCAGUGCCACCUUGAGAGGGUGCACCUGGAGUACUGUAGGCUGACCGCCGCCGGCUGCGAGCCCCUGGCCACGGCACUGCGGGCCCGGCCGGGCCUCAGGGGGCUGGUGCUGAGCAACAACGACCUCGGUGAGGACGGCGUCCGGGCGCUGUGCGGCGGCCUGCUGGGCGCCCGCUGCCCACUGGAGACGCUCAGGCUGGCGAGCUGUGGCGUCACGGCAGCCAACUGCAAGGACUUGUGCAGCCUUGUGGCCGCCAAGGACUCACUGCAGGAGCUGGACUUGGGCGAGAACAAGCUGGGCGACGCGGGCGUGGCCACGCUGUGUCCCGGGCUGCUCAGCCCCAGCUCCAGGCUCAAGACCCUGUGGCUCUGGGAGUGUGACAUCUCUGCCGAGGGCUGCAGGGAGAUCAGCCGGGUCCUGCAUGCCAAGGAGAGCCUGAAGGAGCUCAGCCUGGCGGGCAACGAGCUGGGGGACCAGGGUGCACGGCUGCUGUGCAAGGCCCUGAGGGAGCCGGGCUGUCGGCUGGAGUCACUGUGGGUGAAGACCUGCGGCCUCACGCAUGCCUGUUGCCCAGACUUCAGUGCGAUGCUGGCCCAGAACAAGUCCCUCCUGGAGUUGCAGCUGAGCAACAAUAGGCUGGGGGACACCGGCGUACAGCAGCUCUGCCAGGGCCUGGGCCAGCCCGGGGCCACGCUACAGAUGCUCUGCCUGGGUGACUGUGAGGUGACAGACAGCGGCUGCACCGCCCUCGCCUCGCUCCUGCUCUCCAGCCGCAGCCUGCGUGAGCUGGACCUCAGCAACAACUGCAUGGGUGACCCUGGUGUCCUGCAGCUGGUGGAGAGCCUCAGGCAGCCGGGCUGUGCUCUGCGGCAGCUGCUCCUGUACGACAUCUACCUGAGUGAGGCCGUGGACAACCACCUGAAGGCCCUAGAGGACAGCAAGCCCUCCCUGAGGAUCAUCUCCUGAGGCGUUCCCGCGGGGCCUCUGCACAUGUAUUCUCCAGGACGGAGCCUGGGUCUCCACUGCCCGCACUGCUGCCGGCCCCAGGGCAUGCUCGGCUCUCGGCUCCAGGUGUCCUUCCUCGCUGUGACUGAAGGAAACUUCCUGACUUAUUUCUGUGGAAAAAUCUUAGAUACUUUAUACUAAUUAAAGCGCUUUUUUGGCAGGAGUCCUGUCCUUCCUCGUGGGGCCCCGCACGACC
Molecule: messenger RNA, 1747 nt
Organism: Trichechus manatus latirostris (Florida manatee)
Lineage: Eukaryota; Metazoa; Chordata; Mammalia; Sirenia; Trichechidae
Gene: RNH1
Product: ribonuclease/angiogenin inhibitor 1
Exons: 10
Coding region: 142-1512 (456 amino acids)
Cellular component (GO): cytoplasm
Molecular function (GO): protein binding
Source: RefSeq, a predicted model, not a curated record